Prosopis cineraria is the source of this 1659-nucleotide messenger RNA. Its product is annotated as protein FAR-RED IMPAIRED RESPONSE 1-like. The transcript is spliced from 3 exons. Gene Ontology annotation, biological process: regulation of DNA-templated transcription. The coding region runs from base 1 to 1659 and encodes 552 amino acids. The record is from RefSeq and is a predicted model, not a curated record. NCBI's taxonomy places the organism in Eukaryota, Viridiplantae, Streptophyta, Magnoliopsida, Fabales, Fabaceae.
AUGAGCACCGAGAGCUCAGCGGACAAAAUGGUGAGUUUCAAUAAGUGGAAAGAUCCUAACUGUUGGUAUAGAUUAAUGAUUACCGUUCGAUCAUCCAGAAUUCUUUCUUCCAUCGGUUGGGUGGGAUUUUGUUUCCUUUCUCCAAAUUUUCCCGUGAAACUUCAGAGACGAACAGAGAUGGACAACACAAUCCAAAACACAAAAACAGAGCAAGAAAAUGGAAGAAACUGCAUUGAAACAGGGCAAGAUGAUGAAAGAAAUUGCAUCGAAAUAGAGGAGGAAGAAGGAAUAGAAGGAUUGAUGCAAGCUAGAGAAGAGGAGGAAGGAAGAAAUGGAUCGCUGCAACCUCAACAAGAGAAGGAAGGACAAAGACGGGACUUUAUGAUGGAGGAUGAAUUGAAACCCAAAAUAGGAAGGGAGUUUGGAAGUUGGGAAGAGGCAUGGGAAUUUUGGCAAGAAUAUGCUAAAAACACUGGGUUUGAACCUAGAAAGUAUAAUGGUACAAAUAGCAGAAAAGAUGGUUCACUUAUUACAUAUCGAUAUGUAUGUUGUAAGGAAGGUUGUCGGAAAGAAGGUAAAAAGGAGACAUAUUCUUCCAAGUAUCGGGCAGAGACAAGGACUAACUGUAAGGCAAGAAUGAUAGUGUCUUUUAUUGAUCAAAAGUAUAAAAUCACUAAAUUUGAUGAAGAGCAUAAUCAUCCCUUGCACACACCAGCAACAAGGCACUUCUUAGCCUCUCAAAGAAAUUUAUCAGAAGUUGAUGCUUAUGGGAUUGAUUUGGCAAGAAAGUCUGGGCUCCAACAAAAAGCUACGUUUGACUUAAUGAGUACAUAUGCUGAGGUGGACACAGAAGAACAAAUCACCAAUGUGUUUUGGGCAGAUGCUGGAAUGCUAAUAGACUAUGCACUUUUUGGUGAGGUCGUAUCUCUAGACACAACAUAUUGCACAAAUUGUGAUCAUCGACCUCUUGCAAUCUUUUCUGGCUUUAAUCAUUAUAGAAGUGCAGUCAUUUUUGGAGUAGCAUUAUUGUAUGAUGAGACCACUAUGUCUUUCAAGUGGCUAUUAGAAACUUUCUUAGAUGCUCAUAUGCAAAAGAAGCCUGAAACUGUGUUUACAGAUCAAGAUCAAGCUAUGGCAAGAGCUUUAAGUGAAAUUCUUCCUGACACAAAGCAUUGUCUGUGUACUUGGCAUUUAAAGCAAAAUGGCAUCAAAUACUUGGGAAAUUUAAUGAAAGAUGGAUCACAUUUUUUAACUGAUUUCUGUAAAUGCAUGUCUAAAAUUUCAGAAGAAGACAAGUUUGAAGACGCAUGGAGCCAAUUAAUCUCUUCUUAUGAUGUCCAUGAGAAUACAUGGUUGAUAUCCAUGUAUAAGAUUAAAGAGAAAUGGGCUUGGUGCUCUGUAAAAAAUCAUCGUACUCUAGGUAUGAGAAGUACACAGCUUAGUGAAAGUGUGAAUGCUGAUGUAAAGAGAUGCACAACACCGGGCUUAGCUAUAAAUGAAUUCUUUACCACUUUUGACAAAGUUGUUGCAGAGAAGCGAGACAAGGAAUUGAAGCUUGAGUUUGAUUCUCGACAACAAAUAUUGCGCCAACUUGUGCUAACUUAUACCCCCGAUGCCUUUGACAUGUUCCAAGCACAAUGGAUCUCCAAUUCUCUGUGA